CCUAAUUUUCAGCUUCUCCCUCUCACGCAGAAACCCAUCAGUAGCGCACCUCCAAUUCGUUCUUUCCCACAGAGCUAGCUAGGGUUUGUUUUAUUCUCUCUCUACAAUGACCCUUAAUCUUCUCUACGAAUCGUCCUCAGGCUACGCCUUGUUCGAAGCGCAUGGACUUGACGAGAUCGGACAGAACACCGAAGCUGUCCGGAGCUCUGUUUCGGACCUCAACCGGUUCGGUCGGGUCGUCAAGCUCACAGCGUUUCACCCCUUCGAGUCCGCUCUCGAUGCUCUUAACCAAAUCAACGCAGUCUCCGAAGGUCUCAUGACCGAUGAACUGAGGAGUUUUGUGGAGCUGAAUCUUCCAAAAGUCAAGGAAGGCAAAAAACCCAAGUUCAGUUUAGGAGUGGCAGAACCAAAACUCGGGUCACACAUAUGUGAAGCUACUAAGAUUCCUUGCCAGAGCAAUGAGUUUGUGCUCGAGCUUCUUCGUGGUGUGCGUCAACAUUUUGAUAGGUUCAUCAAGGACUUGAAGCCUGGUGAUCUGGAAAAAGCUCAACUUGGAUUGGCUCACAGCUACAGCCGAGCGAAGGUCAAGUUCAAUGUUAACCGAGUAGACAACAUGGUUAUCCAAGCAAUUUUCCUGCUUGAUACGCUUGAUAAAGAUAUUAAUUCCUUUGCUAUGAGAGUCAGAGAAUGGUAUUCUUGGCACUUUCCGGAACUAGUGAAGAUAGUCAAUGACAACUACCUUUAUGCCCGGGUUGCUAAAAUCAUUGAGGACAAGUCGAAGCUCUCUGAAGAGCAUCUCCCAAUGCUGACUGAAGUUCUGGGAGAUGAAGACAAGGCCAAGGAGGUUGUCGAAGCUGGAAAAGCAUCUAUGGGUCAGGAUUUAUCGCCAAUCGACUUGAUCAAUGUUCAGAACUUUGCUCAGAGAGUUAUGGACCUCUCAGAGUAUAGAAAGAAGCUUUAUGAUUAUCUUGUUGCUAAGAUGAAUGACAUCGCUCCUAACUUGGCGGCCUUGAUUGGAGAAAUGGUUGGUGCCCGGUUGAUUUCACAUGCUGGAAGUCUGACCAACCUGGCUAAAUGCCCGUCUUCAACCCUUCAGAUCCUUGGAGCCGAGAAGGCACUUUUCAGGGCGCUGAAAACUCGUGGAAACACGCCCAAGUAUGGUUUGAUUUUCCAUUCUUCAUUUAUUGGCCGAGCAUCUGCAAAGAACAAGGGUCGUAUAGCUCGUUAUCUUGCAAACAAGUGUUCAAUUGCCUCUAGGAUUGAUUGUUUUGCUGAGAGGGGCACUACAGCUUUUGGUGAGAAGCUCCGUGAACAAGUUGAGGAACGGCUUGAUUUCUACGACAAAGGCGUUGCACCUCGUAAGAAUGUUGAUGUAAUGAAGGAAGUCUUGGAAACUCUGCAGGACAAAGGAGAAGACAAAGAGCCCAUGGAGGCCUCAGCGAAGAAAAGCAAGGAGUCAAAAGGUCAGGAAGGGUAUGCCAUGGAUGAGGACAAACCAAAAGCUGACGCAAACAGUGAUGUUAAGUCUGUGAAAAAGAAGGAAAAGAAGAAGCGGAAGACGGAAGAAGAGCAGGAGGAGAAAGCCAACGAGACCAAUGAGAAAUCGAAGAAGAAAACGAAGAGCAAACGUGAGGAGGACAAGAUGGUUGCUGCUAGUGAUGGUGAUGGCAAGAAGAAGAAGAGUAAGAAGAAGAAGAAAUCUAAGAUGGAAGAUGAUGAAUAAAAAAGAGAAGCCAAAAAGAAAAGGAUCAUGUAAUGUAUUCUUUAGCAGCACUCUUCCCGGUAGUUUUUUUCCCUCUUAGUAUUUUUGUUGGCUUUUUGGCUGUAGAAUAGUUUUAUCCUUUAACCGUAGGUCAUGCUUAAAAGACUCUUUCAGAUUGGAUUUCUAAAAGGAUGCAAGUAUUUUGAGUCCAUC
Molecule: messenger RNA, 1915 nt
Organism: Tarenaya hassleriana
Lineage: Eukaryota; Viridiplantae; Streptophyta; Magnoliopsida; Brassicales; Cleomaceae
Product: nucleolar protein 56-like
Exons: 8
Coding region: 107-1723 (538 amino acids)
Cellular component (GO): box C/D methylation guide snoRNP complex; small-subunit processome
Molecular function (GO): snoRNA binding
Source: RefSeq, a predicted model, not a curated record